Morus notabilis is the source of this 1363-nucleotide messenger RNA. RefSeq names its product protein unc-50 homolog. The record is from RefSeq and is a predicted model, not a curated record. The transcript is spliced from 10 exons. Gene Ontology annotation, cellular component: Golgi membrane. NCBI's taxonomy places the organism in Eukaryota, Viridiplantae, Streptophyta, Magnoliopsida, Rosales, Moraceae. Bases 211 to 969 code for a protein of 252 amino acids.
UGAACUGGGCUGCUUCAUAAUUUGGUAAAGUUGGGCCUUAGAAACGAAGAGAACGAUGAAGACGAAGUCGUCGUCCUAAAGUUUGCUACCUGCCAUUUGAAGCACGGGGGACGCAAAGAGAGCUUCUGGUGAAAUUCUAGAGAUCUCCGGUUAGCCAUUGGAGGUGCUAGGAAUCGAAGAAGAAGAAGAAGACGAGGGAGACAAAGAGAGAUGUUGCCGACGGUCUCGAAAGUGCGGUCGUCGUCCUCUACAUCUCGAAGUAACCCAAUGUUCGUUCAGUAUCUUCGCCGAAUAAUCAAGUGGCAACAAAUGGAUAUUGAAUAUACCUUUUGGCAAAUGCUUCAUUUAUGUACCUCUCCAAAAGUUGUUUAUCAGCACACCAAGUAUCACAAACAAACUAAGAAUCAAUGGGCACGUGAUGACCCUGCUUUUGUUGUGAUCUGUAGCCUUCUACUGGCAGUGGCAACAAUGGCAUAUUGCGCUGCGUACGAUCAUAGUGCUGGACAUGCUGUUUUUGUAGUUAUUUCAGUGUUGCUUUUCCAUUUUUUAAUAAUGGGGAUACUUCUUGCGACAUUUUGUUGGUUCAUCACUAAUUCUUACCUCCGGGAAGAGGCUCCAAACAGUCACGUGGUAGAGCAACGAGUUGAAUGGCUGUAUGCAUUUGAUGUGCACUGCAACUCUUUCUUUCCGAUGUUUGUGAUGCUUUACGUGAUCCACUAUUUUUUGUCACCUCUUCUGAUAGCUCAUGGUUUCAUUCCUGUACUGCUAUCAAAUUUGCUAUUCAUGGUCGCUGCUUCAUACUAUCAUUAUCUCAACUUCUUAGGCUAUGAUGUCCUACCCUUUCUUGAGAAGACAGCCUUUUUCCUAUAUCCAAUUGGUGUUGUCAUCGUCCUUUCUCCCAUCUUUAUUUUGAUUGGCUUCAAUCCGUCAAGAUAUUUUAUUAACAUCUACUUCAGUCAUCGUUUAUGAUUUAUUAGAACCCGACACUUGAAAAGAACACAUAAUUGAGGUGGGUGAACUAAUUCAGAGACAACAUGGAAAAGUAGAAAAAGAGUUUUAGGACGCUUGAUUGUUUCUAUCCUAUCUAAAAAGUGAGAGAGGGUAGAUGGUCCCACAUGGAGAAAAUAGAAGGCUUCUAUAUUUGUGUGGGCCCCUUUCACCACGAUGAAUGAAGACUAUGAGAGAGGGCGUCCAAGUGUUUUUUGUUUUUUGGGUGUUCGGAAUAUUGAUCAAAAGAGCUGUAUGGAAUGUAAUGAUUUCCACACCCCCCAUGUUAAAUCUAUUUUCUGUACCAAAACAUAUUUUUGACAAAUCUUAUAGUUGUUGACUCCUUCAAGGGUUUGCUAUUUCUGCCCUCUAAAAA